This is a messenger RNA of Dimorphilus gyrociliatus, 1381 nucleotides long. NCBI's taxonomy places the organism in Eukaryota, Metazoa, Annelida, Polychaeta, Dinophilidae. The record is from the annotation of a GenBank genome assembly.
GUUGAAGUCACCAUUCAUGUUUGCGCUCUUGCCUGUAAGCACUUCUUUCAUUCGGAUAGGCUAUAUAUAUCUUGUGCAUUUUACUUCUAUUGACAUAUAAUUAUUUUGUCAUUUUACUGAUUAUACAUUUUAAAAUUGUGUAAAUGCGUUGUGGUGGGUAUUCCACGAACGGAUACUUUUUAGUGUUGAUUUUGGUACUAAGUAAAUGAAAUCAUGGAGAGACGAGUAAGAAGGAUUCGACAGGAAAGACAGCGACGAAACACUCAACCUAUUAUGUACAAGCCAGAAAGGGAACCCUCUCUUCAAGAUUUAGCUAAUGUGGGUAAAUCAUCCCUAGCACUAUCUUUACCUCGAACAACAUCUGCAACUGAUCUGACUGCUGAUAACAUACAAAUAAAGCCAGCAAAUUUAAAUAGAAGUUCUUCUUUUUCAAAUGUUUUAAAUACAAGUGGUCAGAGACCCACCUCAAUACCCACUGAUUUAAGAAUGUAUAAACAAAAAUGGAAGUCUGUAUGUGACUUAAAUGCAACGAAUUCUGAUAACUUUAGUUUGAUGAGGACCAAUUCAUUGCAUUCGCUUUGGUCCAGUGAAAGACAUUUGGCUCCCGAAGAUGUUGGGAGUGUGUUCACUUAUGCUCGCUAUCGUUAUAAAAGAGGGAUAUUUCGGGAAUAUAUUUACUCAUUUUUAUCUAAGAAAGCUGAAAUAGUGACUCGACGAAGGGUAAGUGUUAGCAGAUAUCUGUUUAAUUUUUAUCUUGAAAAAUUAGGAUACGAAUAUAGGGUAGAAAAUCGAGUAUUCUUUCAUACCACUUCUUAGGGGUAUAAAUAAAUGGAACACGUUUAAACUUGACAAAAAUUUCUUUAGUUGAAGUAAAAUUUUCCAUUUUGUAUGCUAGUCAUGGCAGCUUUUAUAAGCAACAUUUAUAUUCAUAACUAUUUAAUGGGGUUCGAAACGUGUUGACUGCUGAAAAAAAUUAUAGUUAUUGAUUAAAUUGCAGAAAUAUCGAUUUACAUUUUAUUUUCAUUACCAGAUAACUUUAAAAAAAAACGGUAUGUUGCAGGUAUCAAUGUAAUUUUUUUGCUGCUGUUUAUUUUUUAAUCGUUAGUUUUCAGGUUUCAUUAAUCUAGUCUUUAGAAUUACUUUAUCAAUCAUAUUCUCUUUAAAUGAAAUCGAUAUUAUGUUUUCUGUAAUUCAUACUUAUCAUUGAGUAAUGAUUGUACAAACAAGUGUUCGUCAAUUGUUGCGUGAGUUUAUGUGAAUUUUUGUGUGACCAGAGGUCACGUGAGUAAACAACGUGAACAACAUAACCUUUUAUGCUCAAUGCUGAAUAGUAUAUUAUAGUGUAUUAUAAAAAAAUAUUAGUCAAAAGAGAAAUCAGACA